UCUUUCUCCAUACUAUUAAAAAUAGUGCAAAUAUGCUAUAAUAUUUUCCCCCUUUAUUUUUUAUUCACCUGAAACCACUACUUUCUAGAAAUCUAAUUAUUUUUUUCCUUCAUUGCUCCAAGUGUAUCGUAAUGUAUGAUAUGUUUCUAAUUAUAUAUGCGUUUACCAGAGAUACAGAUGAAAAUUUUUUGAUUUUGCAUGGGCAGUAACAAUAAGAUGCUAUUAUUUCCUGCCGUAGUAUGGCUUCUGCUUCAAAUUUGCAGCAUAUCCGUCCGCAGCUUUUGGGGUACAGAAAUGCCAUCGAAUCCUUCUUGGGGGAUACUGAGGUACAUGGAUGCCAGUUUCAUUGAGUGGAGCAAAGGAAUCAUCGGAGGAACUUAUUCAAUUUGGCUUUCGGCAUCCAGAAAUAUGCGUGUUUGCGUCUAUAGCCCAGUUUUGGAAACCUGUGCUCAUAUCAGAGGUUUGGGAGAUGAUCACGAAGUGUUGAAGCAACUCAUUAGACUAUCCCCAUUCCAUUCAUUCUGUUACGUGAUAAUUAGGAAAUUCCUGGAAACUGCCUGUUAUUAUCUAGUACGCUGGUUCCCAGCUUUCACAUUCCUGAUGUUUUGCGUCUCUACAUAUUCAGUAUUAUGGAGUAAAAAUGAAGGAUCUUAUACUUCCAAAGAGAGGACUGCAAGAAAACAAUUUGCGGUGGAAGCACUUUUUCCCAAUAUGGAAAUAGUCUUCAAGUUUGCUUUUCUUUUCUCUUUGUUGAUUAUUCUCAGCAUUUUGAUACCUUUUCUGGCAGAACUGACCAUUGGAGGUACCUUGUCUUACCAGUUGAAGAGUAUUUGUAGCCCUUCAUAUUAUAAUCCAUUUGAAGAUGCAUGUAGUGCCUGCCCAACGGAUUCUGGACUCUACAUUUUCAGAUUACUCCAGUUUUACUGCCUGAGAGAAACUCUCUUUGAUUUUGAAGCAACCGGCAUAACACACAAAAUACCAGAAACAUCAAGUGAGAAAUUUCACCUCCAGGUUCUCCUGUCUCUGAUAAACUGGAUAACAUUAAUAAUGUUCAGUGUUUUAUAUGCCAUGCCGAUUCUCAUAUGUUACGUAACUAUGCGAUUGUUUAAGCGGUCAUGCAAGUCUCUUUUCAAGAAUAAUCGAAGAAGAGGUAACUUCAAAAAGAAAAAGGCUGCGAAGCAACAGACAGUAGCCCAUGAACAUCAAACUUCCACAGAACAUUGCAAUAAGAAAAUUUUGGAUCCUGGAGCCAAGAAACCAUGGGCUGAAAUGAAUUUUUCAACAGUUAUGAAACAAACAGGGAAGAAACCUGCAGAAGACAGUGAUAUGCUUGAAGAAUUUAACAAAAACUUCAAACAUAAAGAAAUUGCUGAAUUUGUUUCGAAGAAACCUAUAGCCCACAAAAUCGAUAGGGAAGCUACUAAAAAAGAAGCAAUUUAUUCAGAUCCUAAAAGAUUACUUUAUGAAAAAGAUUUUCAUGCAAGUAACAAACGCCUGCAUUCAGAUUUUUCUUCAGCACAGAAAGAAUUUAUUGGUGAUAGACGUAAAUUAUUAAAAGAUGAGCGAAAAAUUCCACUAAGAGGAGAGGAUGAUAAACUGGAGAAAAAUGGAAACUACGCGAUAAAUCGAGUAAACCGGAAGACUCCAUUGAAAGCAGAGGAUCAUAGGUACAUUGAAAAAGCUGGAAAUUAUGGGAGAUGUCAGACAUUUAAGAAAGCCUACACAGAUCCAAUUCUACAAGGACAACUAAAGCCUUUGCAUCGGAGUGUUGGAACUAACGUGUGUUUUGACUCUGAGGACAGUUCUGAUUCUUCAUAUAGCUACUUGGACCAAAGAAUAGCUAAGUGAAUAAGUUGAUUUCUACAUUUAUCAUGAGUUUAAUAGCGCUUUUAAUACCUUUUACAUUCAGAUUGUCUCUUUUUAUACUUUUAUCCUAAUAAAGCUUUUACUGUGCACUCAAAUUGUGUUUGUAUCUUUAAUUAUA
Molecule: messenger RNA, 1984 nt
Organism: Stegodyphus dumicola
Lineage: Eukaryota; Metazoa; Arthropoda; Arachnida; Araneae; Eresidae
Source: RefSeq, a predicted model, not a curated record